Messenger RNA from Recurvomyces mirabilis, 3921 nucleotides. RefSeq names its product DNA repair protein rhp26 (gene rhp26). Gene Ontology annotation, cellular component: nucleus. Gene Ontology annotation, biological process: transcription-coupled nucleotide-excision repair. Gene Ontology annotation, molecular function: ATP-dependent chromatin remodeler activity; ATP binding. Lineage: Eukaryota; Fungi; Ascomycota; Dothideomycetes; Mycosphaerellales; Teratosphaeriaceae. The record is from RefSeq and is a predicted model, not a curated record. The coding region runs from base 1 to 3921 and encodes 1306 amino acids. The transcript has a single exon.
AUGGACAGUGAGGAGAUGGAGGCACAAGAGCCGAGCUUGGCGAGUCCGACGCUUGAGGAGGACUAUGAGCAGACAGCGAAUGAUCAGUCGGCCGAGGAUGCAGCAUCUCCCACUGGACCAGACACCACAGGCAAGGAUGAGGCAACCGUGUUGGCCGAACUGGCGGCAGGCACGCGUGAGCAGGACGACCUGGAACGCGACAUCGGCAGACAGGCCGACAAGCUCUUGAACGAGCAGGCUGACGAGCGAGACAAGAAGCGGGUGGAGAAGACGCAGAAGAGUCGGGAGCUCCUGCUCGGUCAAGUCCGCAGUCUGAAGACGAAGUUGAAAGGCUUCGGCAACUCGGUCACCAAGGAGAAGUGGCGGGAAGAGGUGCGAGGUCAUCAUGAACGAAUCGUGGACCUGGAUAGAGACCUGGAGCAAAUACAGGCUCGUAUGGAUGAAAGGCACGCUGAGGAGGCGGUGCAGAAUGGCGAUACGCGUCUUGAGGAGUCCGGCAAUAAGCGUCUACCUGGUGAGAGUCAACGCGAGUUCUUGAUCAGGACUGGCAAGAUCACCCCAUUCUCGAAGAUGGGCAGACAGCUCCUGCGGACUUCGUCGAGUCUGGGAGAUGUGCUGCUGGAUGCGGAAGAGGAGGGCGAGGAAGAUGAGCAAGCAGAGCCCGAAGCUGCCCAAGAAGAGACUACGGAGCGAUCGCAUCGGAACCUGCUCGGCCCUGGCUUUGAUCAGCAUGACUCGACUGCUGCCACGACACCAGCGGGUGAUGUCGAAGGCGACGAGGAGAUGGCUAGACGAUUGCAGGACGAAGAGUUUGCGUCUAAGAGACCUGCCAAACGGCGGAGACUGCAGUCAAGGAGGAAAGCAAGAGCAGAGUCUGAACAGCCCGAGACACCCGCAGACGACACUGACGCAUAUGUUCCUGGCGUGAAUGAGGAUGGCCUGGCUGCUAUAGGCGAGUCUGGAGACGAUGAUGAGCCAGAGGACGAAGAAGCAGAAGGUGACUUCCCUCUGGCCACGACUCCCGGUAUCAAGCGGAAGAAGGGUAAGGAGAGGAGACGUACGGCAGAAGAUGCAGCUGCAGAAGCCGAGGAUUUGGCUGGCAUCGAUGAUGGCAACGAGCAGGUCUAUCAAGAUCGUUUGGAGAGCUGGGUGAGACGACGACGAGCAGCAAGGCGGAAGUUUCAGACGCAGAAAAAUGGCGAAGACAAAGGUGUUGCGAACGACGAGUCAGUUAAGCCCGAAGAGCCAGAGACUAUAGAUCUAGAUGACAUACCGCCAGAGAAGGAAGAGUGGCAUAUGCCACAUCCUACACGUACUGACGCUGAAUUCGAAGGCGGCUUCCGCAUACCAGGCGACAUCUACCCUUCGCUUUUUGACUACCAGAAAACGGGCGUGCAAUGGCUGUGGGAAUUGUUCACGCAGCAAGUGGGAGGCAUCAUCGGCGAUGAGAUGGGUUUGGGCAAAACCAUCCAAAUCAUUUCAUUUCUAGCAGGUCUGCACUACUCGGAGAAAUUGACGAAGCCAAUCAUUGUCGUUUGUCCAGCGACAGUGAUGAAGCAGUGGGUGAACGAGUUUCAUCGUUGGUGGCCACCACUUCGCGUCUCCAUCCUGCAUACUUCCGGCAGCGGCAUGCUUGAUAUCCAGCGAGAGGCACGAAUCGAGGACGAUCUGGAGCUGGACAACUACACGGGCAGAUCAACCCAGACCAAAGGCCAUAAAGCCGCGAAACGCAUCGUAGACAAGGUCGUGCGAGACGGCCACGUCUUAGUGACGACCUACUCCGGACUCCAGACCUACGCUGAGCUCCUCAUACCCACCGAUUGGGAAUACGCCGUCCUGGACGAAGGCCACAAGAUCCGCAACCCCAAUACUGCGAUCACGAUCUUUUGCAAAGAACUACGCACUCACAACCGAGUGAUUUUGUCCGGCACACCAAUGCAGAACAAUCUCACAGAACUGUGGUCGCUAUUCGAUUUCGUGUUUCCAAUGCGCUUGGGCACUCUGGUGAACUUCCGCAGCCAGUUCGAGAUUCCCAUCAAGCAAGGUGGAUAUGCUAAUGCUUCAAACCUGCAAGUCGAGACGGCUAUGAAGUGCGCUGAGACGCUGAAGGAUACCAUAUCGCCUUACCUCCUGCAGCGUUUCAAAGUAGAUGUAGCAGCUGAUUUGCCGAAGAAGAGUGAACGUGUUCUCUUCUGCAAACUUACGAAGUUGCAGCGUGAUGCUUACGAAUGGUUUCUGAACAGCGAGGAUAUGAAGAGUAUCCUUGGAGGUAAAAGACAAGCGCUUUACGGCGUGGAUAUCUUGAGGAAACUAUGCAAUCACCCUGAUCUCGUGGAGCACAAAACCCUGAGCAAGAAACCCGGCUAUGCCUACGGCACAGGCAGUAAAAGCGGGAAGAUGCAAGUCGUGAAAGCCCUGCUCGAGAUCUGGAAACGCAAUGGCCACAAGACACUUCUCUUUGCUCAGCACAGGAUCAUGCUCGACAUCCUCGAGAAAUUCAUUCAAGGUAUGCCGGGAUUCAAUUACAGGCGGAUGGACGGGAACACGAGUAUCAAAGACCGGCAGGAUCUGGUGGACGAAUUUAAUAAAGACGUGGAUCUCCACGUCUUCCUCCUAACGACCAAAGUCGGCGGUCUAGGCAUCAAUCUCACAGGCGCUGAUCGAGUCAUCAUCUACGACCCUGACUGGAACCCCAGCACUGACGUCCAAGCGCGCGAACGUGCAUGGCGACUCGGACAGAAGCGAGAAGUGGAGAUCUAUCGGCUCAUGACCGCCGGCACGAUCGAAGAGAAGAUCUACCAUCGACAGAUCUUCAAACAAUUCCUCACGAACAAGAUUCUGAAGGAUCCGAAGCAGAGGCAGACGUUUCAGUUGGGGGAUUUGCAUGAUCUUUUCACGCUUGGGGAGAGUAAGGAUGGGCAAACGGAGACGGGGUCGAUCUUUCAGGGGACGGAGGUGCAGCUUUCUGGUUCGCGAGGACGGAAGACUGAUGGUAAGGACGAGGGUACUAAAGGAUUGCCUACACCACCUGAUGAAACUGGACAAGCCGUCAGUUCUACUACAACGGCCGUAGACGAUAUAACCGGUAUCUCUCGAGCCGAAGCCUGGCGCGGCGAACCAGACGAGGAGAAGAAGACCAGCGAUCAACCCGACGCAGCAAAAGAGGACCGUAUGCUCUCUUCCAUAUUCGCUCGCACGGGUGUCCAGAGCGCACUGGAACACGACGCCAUCAUCAACGGGAAGAAAACCGUUCAUGCAGAUCCGGAGCUUGUAGCUAGAGAGGCGAGAAAAGUGGCGGCGCAGGCUGCGCGGGAGUUGCAGAGGGCGGGGGAGAUUGCGAGGACGGUGCCGGCUGGAGUACCGACUUGGACUGGGACGGUGGGGACGGCUGGGCGGCCUGAUAGGGAAGACAGUGUGAGGGGUUCUUCGGGUCCAGCGAUGAGAGGAAGACGAGGUGGUGGAAGAGGUGGUGGAAGAGGUGGUGCACGCGGCGGUCCAUCAUCUGCUUCUAUCCUCUCGAAUCUCGCUGCUCGGCAACUCCCAGCCGCUACCCUAGCGGCCACAACAACGCCCUCCAGCAAUUCCCGCGCGUCAACACCCAACCUCUCCCCAACCACAACGACCCGCCACCCACCUGCCAACCGCCGCCAAGCAAACGAAGACCAACAACCAAAGGGCAAAGAUUUCCUCGCCCUGAUCCGCGAAUUCCUGCUCGCGCAUAAUGGCCAGGCGUACACGCAGAUGCUGAUUGAUCAUUUCAAUCGGUAUUGUGGGACGCCGCAGCGGACGGCGGAGUUCAAGGAGAUGCUUAAGGUUAUUGCUACGCUUGAGAAAGGAGGGGGUGGUGGAGGUGGACGAGGUGGGGGCGGGAGGGGAAGGUGGGUGCUUAGGGAGGAGUAUAGACCUCGUGCCACCGGCUAG